UCUGCCAAAAUGAAGUAAAUUUUCAAAAUUAUUAAGUCCUAAAACUUGUCAAAAAUGGAUUCUGAAUCAAUUCCUGAUGACGUUUGGGCUUUCCUAACUGCAUUUCUCAUUUUCACGGCUGCUAUCUUGAUACAUAUAUUUGAAGUUGAAGUGAAGCUGGAAAGGCUUAUUGGAUAUCAGUUUACUGGAAAGAGUAAAGAUAUUGAGGUAGUAUCAAGUAGAAUAGAAAAAGGUAGAAGGGAGUACGUGCUGGAACUUAUGUCAUCAUUAAUACCGAUUAUCCAACAGCAUGGACAGAAAGUAUAUCAUGUAUUUUUAGAAAAAUGUUGGCCUGUAAUUCGAGGAUUUUUCAAAAGAUAAAACCCACUUCGAAUAAUAGAAUUUUAAAAUUUAAUAUAUAUUGAAGUAAAAAUGAAUGCAAUUGAGUGAAACUGAGUUAGUGAAUAUAUUCAACUUACAGGAAUACAUACGGAAUAGCUGGAUAAUAUAAAAAUGGAAUAAAUAUUUAACAGAUAUGUGUACCUAAUUCAUUAUUUUUAUAAUAACGAUUGCUGUCUAGAGUACAAAAUAAUUCGUUAAAAUACUUAGAUGUUUAUAAAAAGGAA
Molecule: messenger RNA, 605 nt
Organism: Teleopsis dalmanni
Lineage: Eukaryota; Metazoa; Arthropoda; Insecta; Diptera; Diopsidae
Exons: 2
Coding region: 55-360 (101 amino acids)
Source: RefSeq, a predicted model, not a curated record